AUGGAAUUAUAUUGGUAUUAUGGUUUCCGUGGCAUGGAAAUUAAUUCUUUGCAAUUAAAGACAUUAAAGUUGAAAAAUUAUCAAUUUCCUGAAAAUGAAAAUGACUUAGAAAUUCUCGCCCCAUAUCUUCAUCAUUUGGAAAUAUCAGGAGAACUUCAUGAUCUCAAGUGUAGACUUGUUGAUGUGUCUUCUAUUGUUAAUGCUAAGCUUAUUUUCAGCAUUGCCUGUAUCAAAGACAUCCCAAGUUUUUAUGUGGGAGACAGUUGCCGUGACUAUCAUCAAGUAGUAUAUUCCCUCGUCCAAAAUAAUCUUCAAAAGUUAUGUAAUGCAACUGAGCUAACAAUGGGAACUUGGUUCACAGAGUUCAAAGGGGUGCCCGUUUCAGAAUUGAAUUGCAAAUAUCUAACGCUGGUGUUGCAUAUGAAAAAGUUUAAUAUGUACGGAGUAGCUGGUCUUUUGAGAGCCUCACCUCAUGUGGAAACAAUCAACAUAGAAUUGGAAACUACGCUGAUGAUUUCCCGCUGCAACUCUGAGUUACUUGAUUUGGCCAAUGGAGAUAAUAUGGAUUUGCUGAGUGGGGUUCCAAGUGUUGAGUUUCACAACCUCAAGAAGGUUAAGAUUGUCAUCUCCUCGGAAGCGUGCUUGAAAGAUCAUGUCAAAAGGGGCUUUGAAAAGGUUUCCAAACUUUCAGAAUUUCUAUUGUUGAAUGCACCGGUUUUGGAGAAUUUCUUUAUCAUAUCAAAGAGAAGAAGGUGCGAGACAUGUUCAAUGAACUGUCUAUCCCAAUAUUUAUCUCGAUUGGCCGACAAAUUGUUAGGUUAUCCAAGAUCGUCCACCAAUGCUGCGAUUAACUUCCAGGAGUGA
Solanum stenotomum is the source of this 864-nucleotide messenger RNA. RefSeq names its product putative F-box/LRR-repeat protein At5g02930. Lineage: Eukaryota; Viridiplantae; Streptophyta; Magnoliopsida; Solanales; Solanaceae. The coding region runs from base 1 to 864 and encodes 287 amino acids. The record is from RefSeq and is a predicted model, not a curated record. The transcript has 3 exons.